CGUUACUUUAGAGUCCCAGAGCCUCCAAGGAGAGAAAGACCCACUGCUGACGGAGAGGAAGGACUUCAGCCCAACAGGACCGGAACCAGCCCCAAAACCCUCCGAGAACUGGACCGAACGGAACCCGAACAGAACCGAGAGCCGGUUCUGUUCUGAACUUUGGGCUGCUGUUAUCUUCAGCAGGAACGCAGAGGAAUGGGUCGGCCGAGGAAGAAACCCUCCUGUGGGUGUUCGAAGUGAAACCGACCCGAGGGAGGAAGAGGAGCGGUGAGGGAGAAGAAUCGGUUCCGAACCGGAGGACAAGAUGAAGAUAAGAGGAAGAGGAGGAGCGGCGCUGCUGGAACUUUGCGGGAUUCUGCUGCUGCUGACCGGAAGCUGUCACUGCGGAGACUCUCAGCAGACCGAGCAUCUGGCCUCAUACCAGCUGACUGCUCCUCGGCCAAUUGGAGGCCGGCUGAGGCGGGACGCUGAGGGCAGGCCGCCCAAUCAGGUCUCCUUCAUCAUCCCAGUGGAUGGAAACGAUCUCCUCGUCCAUCUGCAGAGAAACGAGGUCCUGCUGCCUCCAGAUUUCACCGUCUUCACCUACGGCCCAAACGGAUCCCUGAUCACAUCCAGACCACCCGUCCAGAACCACUGCCAGUACCAGGGCUUCGUUCAGGACAUGGAAGGCUCUGCUGUGGCCAUGAGCGUCUGCGGCGGCCUCAGAGGAGUGAUGCAUCUCACCAACGACAGCUACGGCAUCGAGCCGCUAGACUCCGCCCCUGAGCACCACCUGCUCUACCGCCUGCAGGAUGUGACAUCACAGCCCCGGGGAUGUGCAACGCCUCACUACGGGCACGGUGGUGCUACGGAGCAUGCUCAGUACGACCCGGAGGAGAUCCAGCACCACCGGCGCAGCAGGGUAAAGAGAGCCGUUCUCCACAAGACUCACUAUGUGGAGCUGCUGCUGGUGGUCGACAACGACAGGUUUAAACACAUGAAUGGAAAUGAGACGGCGGUCAGAGAGCAGAUGGUUCAUCUGGCAAACCUUAUAGACGGCAUCUACAUGCAGCUGAACGUCCGGGUGGUUCUGGUCGGUCUGGACAUCUGGACCAAGCAGAACCUGAUCAACACGGAGGGCGGAGCCGGUGAGGUGCUGAGCCGCUUCACCCAGUGGAGGGAGAAGGAGCUGGUUCCCCGGCAGCGCCACGACUCGGCCCAGCUCAUCCUGAUGAAGAAUUUUGGUGUAACAGCAGGAAUGGCAUUUGUCUCCACCGUCUGCUCCAGAAGUCACGGAGGAGGAAUCAACGCGUUCCUGAACAACAACGUCGCGGCCUUCGCCUCCAUCGUGGCUCAUGAACUCGGACACAACCUGGGGAUGAACCACGACGACGGGCGGACCUGCAGCUGCCCCGCCGCCGCCUGCAUCAUGCACUCCGGAGCCACAGGAUCCAGAAACUUCAGCAGCUGCAGCGCCGACGACUUUGAGAAGAUGAUGCUGUCGACGGGAGGGACGUGUCUCUUGAAUGUCCCCCGGCCCGACGAGGCCUACAGCGCCCCCUACUGUGGAAACAGGCUGGUGGACGUCGGAGAGGAGUGCGACUGUGGAUCAGAGAAGGAGUGUGAGGAGGACCCCUGCUGUGAGUAUCGGACCUGUAAGCUGAAGCCUGGGGCUCAGUGUGCGUCUGGAGAGUGCUGCUCCGGCUGUCAGUUCCUCCCUGGAGGAACGGUGUGCCGCUCCAAGAAGGACCAGGAGUGUGAUCUGCCGGAGUACUGCAACGGCUCCACCUCCUUCUGUCAGAGCGACGUCUUCGUCCAGAACGGGCAUCCCUGCCGCAACCAGCAGGCCUACUGCUACAACGGGAGGUGCCAGCACCUGGACGGACAGUGCCAGGCCCUGUUUGGACCCAAGGCAACGGCCGCUCCUGACAUCUGCUUCAAAGACGUCAACAGCAAAGGAGAUCGCUUCGGCAACUGUGGCUACCAGCACUACGGCUACAAGAAGUGUGAGAGCAGAAACGCUCAGUGCGGGAAGCUGCAGUGCCUGAACGUGAAGGGGGGCACGGUGUUCGGCAUCCUGCCGUCCAUCAUCACCACUCCGAUACACGGAGCCACCUGCUUCGGGGUCGACUUCAUGCUGGGAUCCGACGUUCCCGACCCAGGAAUGGUGAACGAAGGGACCAAGUGUGGAGACAACAAGGUGUGUAUGAACUUUGAGUGUCGCAGCGCGGACGUCCUGAGCUAUGACUGUGAUGUGGAGACAAAGUGCCACGGACACGGGGUGUGUAACAGCAACAGGAACUGCCACUGCGACUACAGCUGGGCGCCGCCGUCCUGCAAGCUGUCGGGAUACGGCGGCAGCGUGGACAGCGGACCCACAUGGAACGAUAAGGACACGUCUCUCAGGGACGGCCUCCUCGUCUUCUUCCUCCUCGUCCUUCCUCUGCUGGCUCUGGGAGUGUUUCUCUUCCUGCGCCGCAAUGAGCUGCUGCGGCGCCUUGGACUGAGCCGCAGGAAGAGGUCGCAGGGAUACCAGGCCGACGGAGCGACUUCGACUAAACCGACCAAUCCUGGCAGAGCUCCGCCUCCCAGAACGCAGCCGCCCCCUGCUGGCCACGGCACGGCAAACUUCAUCGUCAGGGACGGGCAUCACACUCAGCUGCUGCCGCCGCCGCAGGCGGUGGGGACCAGUGAGACCAGUGAGACCAGUGAGACCAGUGAGAGAGCUCCGCCCUUCGCUGCAAGGCCGCCACCGCCUCCUCUAAAACCGAAACCUUUUGCUGCAUCUCAGCCUCUGGUGCCUCAAAGACCCGCCCCCGCUCCGCCUGUUUAGCCAAUCAGGAGCUUCCUCUCGACUCCGCCCUCCUCCUCUUCCUCCUGACCUUCAGUCUGCUCUCUCUGGUUCCUUAGCAACCCCCAGGGAGGGAUCAAUGAGGCCGACCUUGAGGUGCUGCCGGACUUGGACUAGGCCAAAAGGACGGACUUGGACUGGGUCGCAGCAGAACUGAACCGAAGCAGCUCUUUCUUUUCUUCACCUUAACUUGGUCAGGUGACCUCUGCUGUAGCCAAACCAGCCAAUCAGAUUGCAGAGCAUAAAAUAGCAGCUAAACAAACACAGUUUCUGUUCAUAAAGGGGUUACUGGAGCAGAAACAAUGCUGAGUUCACUCACUGCCACACGGAGCAGUUACAUUCAGAUUCUACUGGGGCUUUUACCUGGGCUCCCAGUUUUACCAGUUACAUGAUGAUAAACCUUAGCAGGAAACACUGGCCCAGCUCUGCUGCAAUUUUAUGAUGCAAUAAAAUUAUAUCAUAUUCCUAAGUUUUACAUAGCAAAUUAUGUAUACCCAUAAAAUACUAAUAUGUAAUUCCCUUCAACUGCUGAGCUGUUAGCCUGUAAGCUAACAAUUCAUAAACUGACUGCUAAUAUAGCAACUUAUAGCCAUGAUAUUUAUAUCGUUAAAUAUGGACAGAAAAAAUGUUUCUAACUUUCUAAUCAUUCUCUGAAAUUCUUAAAAUAUCCUGGGUGUUAGCAGGUGAUGCUAACAUUAGCAUGCUAUGUUAGAAUACUCCAGACUAAGCAGCAGUGUUUUUAAUCAAACCAUUUAAAACUUUUAUAUAAUGUUUCCAUUACUACUAAUAUAUAUUAUUAAAAGCAUACGAACUCAGUAAUACUUACAAUCCUGUCAGAAAACCACUGCAUCUGUCUAGUUAGUAUUAGCAUGCUAACAUUAGCAUCUUCUGUUACAGCAGCAGUGAAUUAGACUUGAUGACAAAAGUUUCAAACACUGUUUCAGUGCUUCAUUGAUAUUUAUGAUCAACAAUUGUGUAUUGUGUCUUAAUUCUAUCAAUAAUCUUUAAAAUAUCAGAAAACAACAAUUAUGUUAGCAUAAGAUUAGCAUCUUCUAUUCCGCUGGCAGUGAAUUAGAAAAGAUGAAAAAGUUUCAGUGCUUCCAUUAGCGUGUGUUUUUAACAAUAAUGAAUAAUCUAUUAAUCCAAUCAAUAAUCUUUAAUUAUUGUGGAUUUCUUUAUCUGAAAACCACAAUUAUCUGAGGACUUAGUGUUAGCAUGCUAACAUUAGCUCUUCAGUGCAUGAAGAAUUAGUGGCAUUUGCAAUAUCUGUAGUUUUUUGUCAUGUUUUAAAUUUGUCAGAAAACACCAGAAGGUGUGAAUCUUAAGGGUUACUAUGCUAACAUUAGCGAUACUGCAGCCAUAUUACUGGACCUUCUGUAAUUCUCUACAUCACACAGUAAAAGAGAUGUUCAAUAAAAAGGAGCAUGACAUCUUACCAGUAAAAAGAAGGUAGCCUUGCUCUGAUUGGCUGGUUUGUGUUGCAGGGGGUGGAGCCUUCACCUGGUUUCUGUAAUCUUUUCUAGUUAAAGAUAGUGUGUUGAACUGCAGCUCCACUCAGCACUGUCAUAGGAAUGUAACGCACCCUACAGGCGCCGUGUGGAGGUGCGUUUAGUUUCCGCACCCUAGCCCCGCCUGGCUCUCUCAAUAUUCUCCCAGUAUGCAACACGAGGAGCUCAGGGCGGCUCAGACUUUUGGGUUUCCAUGUGUGGUACGCGGCGUCUGCACGAUUUAUAAAGUUUGAUCUCUAAGGAAACGAACAUCAGUCUCUACAAACCAGGAACGUUUACUGCAGCAGCGAACAAAAUGUGUCUGCAGCGCUGCACUGACUGAACCCGGACCCAGACCCGGGCCUGGACAUGGACACGGACCUGGACCUGGACCUGGAUCUGGAACUGGACCUGGAUCUGGAACUGGAACUGGACCUGGACAUGGACACGGACCUGGACCUGGACCUGGAACUGGACAUGGACCUGGACCUGGCAGACUCUCCCUGCUCUUCUUUGCACAGAACCCUGAGGACUCUGCGUUAGGGCUAGCUAACUUUGUGCCAACUGACUCCUGGAUGCCAAACCGAGACGUGAGGCGGGCAGAAGCAUCGGGUCGGCGCCGGCCGGUCGGCGAGGAGGAAACAAAGCAGAUCUCAUGCUGAGGCUCAAGCCAUCUGAAGGCUCUGACAUCAUGGCCGCCUCCAGUUCAACUCUUCACAAAGAAACACAACAACUCUUCCUGACCCCUCCACCACUAGAACAAGAUUUCCUCGUGAAAAGCUAGAAGCUGAUAGUUUUCUAAUCAUUAUUUCUCCUCUGUCAUUUCAGUACGGCAGCCAAAAAGGAACAAAUCUACCUUGGGCUCUUAAUCAGAUUUUCUACAGAUAAUUUUGACCUGUAGUUUAUUUUUCACCUCUGGUUUGAUGCUGAUUCUACGUACAUUUUACUAGAUGUCUCUGCGUUUCACAGAAUGCUGCACAGCUUCUGCUGAAAGGUUCGUUCCGUCCGAAUCCUCUGAUCCAGGUUGGAUCCAUGUCCAGAAUUAAAUAUAAAAAAUAUAAAACAUUACUCAGAGACAUUAUCAAAACAUCAGCUGAAAAUACACGUUUCUUUCUUUGGUAAUUUCCAGCGGCGGACACAUCUCUGCUAAUGCGCUAGCACGCUAACAGCAGAGCUAAUAUUUCAUCCUCUUUUAGCUAUUGCUAACUUUGAAAACAUUUAGCAUAUUUAGCUUCCCCUAAAUUAAUUUGUCCAUAUAAACUCUAAAGCACUGAUUUACUUGGCUGUUUUGUAAAGUUUCAAUUGAAUAAAAUUUGAUACCUAUGA
Messenger RNA from Gambusia affinis (western mosquitofish), 5643 nucleotides. RefSeq names its product ADAM metallopeptidase domain 9 (gene adam9a). Lineage: Eukaryota; Metazoa; Chordata; Actinopteri; Cyprinodontiformes; Poeciliidae. Gene Ontology annotation, molecular function: metalloendopeptidase activity. Bases 305 to 2812 code for a protein of 835 amino acids. Gene Ontology annotation, cellular component: plasma membrane. Gene Ontology annotation, biological process: proteolysis. The transcript has 24 exons. The record is from RefSeq and is a predicted model, not a curated record.